AUGCCUUUCGUGCCCACGUUCGGCGCAAAACUUCACGAGUUGGUGUCCUCCGGGCACGACUGCAUCGGCUGGAGCGAGGACGGUACGCACGUAUGGGUCACCAACCCCGAGCGGCUCGCUCGAGACGUCAUUCCCAGGUUCUUCGGCCACUGCAGCUAUCCGUCUCUCUCACGGUCGCUUCACGCGCACUCAUUCACAAUCAGCCCGGGCUCAAACAACACGUGGCACCACAUGUCGUUCCGCCGCGAUGCGCCCGCGCUGGCCAAGACCAUCAUGCGCAAGCGCCCGAAGCCUAACGAGCGGCGGAGACCGGAGGCGCCCCAAGACCCUCACGUGUCGCGGGCGCCGAACGCGGAGUCGGCUUUGGCGCGGUUGUGCGAAGAGCUCCGCGAGGAGGAGCAGGCCGGCGAAACGCUCAUGCUGACACUCGAGCGGACGCUCGGCUGCGGCCGCCCUCUCGGGCACACCGGCCCCUGCGGCUCCGCCGUGCUCAUUGGGAAGCGAGCGCGCGUGCUCACCGCCAAGGCGCGGGAGGCGAUGGCGGGAGACUCGGAGUAG
Emiliania huxleyi CCMP1516 is the source of this 558-nucleotide messenger RNA. RefSeq lists its product as hypothetical. The coding region runs from base 1 to 558 and encodes 185 amino acids. NCBI's taxonomy places the organism in Eukaryota, Haptophyta, Isochrysidales, Noelaerhabdaceae. Gene Ontology annotation, molecular function: sequence-specific DNA binding; DNA-binding transcription factor activity. Gene Ontology annotation, biological process: regulation of DNA-templated transcription. The transcript has 2 exons. The record is from RefSeq and is a predicted model, not a curated record.